AUGUCGAAAAGGAAGGGCGAGAGAGACAAAGAAGAGGCAUAUAAGAAAGAAAGCGACCAGCCAUAUAGGGCGGCCGAGCCAGCCCAUCGGGGCGCAAUCUGGGGGAGGGCGCGGGACAGAGGCUCGCCCGAUGACAACAUGAUCUCCAGUCCAGUCCACAACGAUAUGGAUGUAAUAAUCCUUCCCCCGUUGCUCGGGCCCGAUCGGCCUGGGGGCGAACGCAAGACGAUUGGAGGACGCGCGCCUCCCCAGACCAACGCCGCCGCUGUCAAAAGCACCGACUGGUUCGGCCACGCGAGGCCAUCUCCAUCCCUGGGAAUAGGCCAGCCAUGCGCGGCAGAGCAGGCUCAGUCGGGUUGA
Molecule: messenger RNA, 360 nt
Organism: Rasamsonia emersonii CBS 393.64
Lineage: Eukaryota; Fungi; Ascomycota; Eurotiomycetes; Eurotiales; Trichocomaceae
Exons: 3
Coding region: 1-360 (119 amino acids)
Source: RefSeq, a predicted model, not a curated record